AUGUCUCGGUCCAGCCGGCGUGGGCCAUGGUUGCCAGAAGAGGAUGCGACGCUGCUGCAUCUUGUCCGCACACAAGGCCCGAACAAUUGGGUACGAAUCUCUCAACACAUGCAACAUCGAUCGCCGAAGCAAUGCAGAGAGCGCUAUCACCAGAACCUCAAGCCUUCGCUGAAUCACGAGCCUAUUUCUGCCCAGGAAGGUGAACUGAUCGAACAGCUAGUCCAGGAUAUGGGCAAGCGCUGGGCAGAAAUCGCAAGGAGGCUGGGGAAUCGCAGCGACAAUGCGGUAAAGAACUGGUGGAACGGCAGCAUGAACCGAAGGAAGAGAAGUACCGUACCGCCAGGGGUUGCCUCGAAGGCAGUGGGAUACCGGGCGCAACCCAUUCCUGCAGCCCCUCCCCCACUGUCACUGCACGAGCAUUUGUAUUUGCGCAAGCAAUCUGUACCAGAAUUAUUCUCUGGUCCACCUCAGUCUCAUCGGCAGGGGAUCAGUCUAUCGAGCAUCUUCGGAGAACCUCAUCGAUUCAGUGCGCCUCCGCCAGCGGAAACCGAUGGCCUCAAGCCUCGCACAGAGCACAGGCUCCUGUUUCACCCUCAGCAUGAACAGCACAACACCAGCACAGGUCCUGAUUCGAGUAAUUCCUGGCACUUCUGCCCUGAAGCAAAUCCUCUACAGCGGCUCAAUAGCUGGCCAUCCAGUCGAUCGGAAUAUCAACUGGCCCCGUUGAAUCUUCCCGAACCGCCCGCAGCCUCUCCUGCGGCCACUGAAGUGUCACAGGCGUCCUCUCACCAGCACGCACCAUCUCUCAUCUCGGACAAUCAAUCCAACUGUUCUAUUUCUCCCAAGACGGUCACCUCUCUUCGAACAGGGAUGCCUGCUACCAAGAUACCAUCAAUGGACAACUGGCCGGAGAUGCAGCGCAGAAAUAGCGCUGGCAUCUGUUUAGAUCAUGACAGCGAUGGCACGCGCAUUCGGCAAGGCGACGAAGACCGGCAGACUCAUCGCUCAAUGGAACAUCAAGAACCUCCAUUAGAGAAGGCACCCCUUCUCUCACAUUUGCCACGCCCAGUGUUACUUCCAGACCCUACAAUGCGUCAUCCAGGCCGGGAUGCAGUCAGUGAGAGUGCAGGGGCCAACACCGAGAGGGCAACUUCUCCGCAACAAAAGGACUCUCGAAUGACGGUGUCGAGUUUGUUGGACUGA
Cladophialophora carrionii CBS 160.54 is the source of this 1203-nucleotide messenger RNA. RefSeq lists its product as uncharacterized. The record is from RefSeq and is a predicted model, not a curated record. Gene Ontology annotation, cellular component: nucleus. Gene Ontology annotation, molecular function: RNA polymerase II cis-regulatory region sequence-specific DNA binding; DNA-binding transcription factor activity, RNA polymerase II-specific. The transcript has a single exon. Bases 1 to 1203 code for a protein of 400 amino acids. Lineage: Eukaryota; Fungi; Ascomycota; Eurotiomycetes; Chaetothyriales; Herpotrichiellaceae. Gene Ontology annotation, biological process: mitotic cell cycle; positive regulation of transcription by RNA polymerase II.